AUGGUUAUAGGGACACAAAUCGUGAAAUUAAUAUCGACCAUUUAUAAGCUUUUUCAAAAUCCAAUGUGGAAAGCUAUAAAAUCAUUCAAAUCACCACAAUUGAUAUCAGUUAGAAGCUUUAGUAGAUCUAUUAUCGUUCAGAAUAAAUUAAACAUGCCUGAAUUCGAUGAUUCGUUCCUUAUGAACCAUACUUGUCUCCGUAUCAAGGAUCCAAAAGUUACGGUUCCUUUUUACACUGAGAACUUUGGCUUACAAUUACUUAGAACUGUUCCAUUCCCAGACUUCACCUUAUAUAUGUUAGGGUAUGAAAAUGCUGAAAAUAAGUCAAAGAAUUGGUCAGCUAGGGAAGGUGUCUUGGAAUUAUGCCACAAUCAUGGGGUUGAAAAUGAUCCCGACUUUAAGUUGAAUCAUGUCUUAGAAGAAAAAUUAUUAGCUAAGGAUGUCAAAUUCCAAAAGAAAUUAUCUGAUGGUCGUCAAAAGGAUAUUGCUUUUGCAUUAGAUCCAAAUGGUUAUUGGAUUGAAUUGAUUGAACAUGCUAAUGGUAAGGUUGAAGCUAAAACUGAUGCAUCCACUUAUAAAUUCAAUCAUUCUAUGAUAAGAGUAAAAGAUCCAAAGGCUUCGUUAGAUUUCUAUCGUAAUGUAUUAGGAUUCAAAUUGAUUUCAAGUCAUGAAUUUCCAGCUGCAAAAUUCACUCUUUAUUUCUUAGGAUAUGAUCAUAGUCCAGAUUUCAAAGAAGAUUCUGCAGAUAGAACUGUUAAAGCAUCCAGAGAAGGACUUAUUGAAUUAACUCAUAAUUGGGGUACUGAAGGUGGUGCUAUCCAAGGUUAUGGUCAUACUGCUGUUAGUUGUAAAGAUCCAGAUGCUUUAUGUAAGCAAAUUGAAGAAGAAUACGGUGAUAAAGUCAAAUGGUCUCUUAAAUGGGAUCAAGGUAAGAUCAAGAGAAUUGCCUUCAUCCAAGAUCCUGAUGGAUAUUCCAUUGAAAUCGUUGGUUAUGAUUUAUUAACUAAAGAUUCUAAUUUGUAA
Messenger RNA from Scheffersomyces coipomensis, 1023 nucleotides. It is a transcript of the gene GLO1, whose product is annotated as lactoylglutathione lyase. The record is from RefSeq and is a predicted model, not a curated record. The transcript is spliced from 3 exons. NCBI's taxonomy places the organism in Eukaryota, Fungi, Ascomycota, Pichiomycetes, Serinales, Debaryomycetaceae. The coding region runs from base 1 to 1023 and encodes 340 amino acids. Gene Ontology annotation, molecular function: metal ion binding; lactoylglutathione lyase activity.